This is a messenger RNA of Diaporthe citri, 1311 nucleotides long. RefSeq lists its product as uncharacterized. Bases 1 to 1311 code for a protein of 436 amino acids. The record is from RefSeq and is a predicted model, not a curated record. NCBI's taxonomy places the organism in Eukaryota, Fungi, Ascomycota, Sordariomycetes, Diaporthales, Diaporthaceae. The transcript has 2 exons. Gene Ontology annotation, molecular function: FAD binding. Gene Ontology annotation, biological process: secondary metabolite biosynthetic process.
AUGUCUCAAAGACCCAUCCGCAUCGCCAUCCCCGGCGGUGGUCUCGCCGGCGCCACCCUCGCCCACGCGCUGCUCAAACACGCGCACCUAGACGUCCACAUCUUCGAGUCCGCCGAAUCCUUCAAGGAAGCCGGCGCCGCGGUGGGCAUCGCCCGCAAUGCCCUCUCGGCCCUGGACCUCAUCGGCCCCACGGCGAUCGCAGCCCUCCAGCGCGCUGGUGCCGUGCCCCAGAAGGGCGUGCGCUUCAUGCUGGCCCAGGGCCCCGACGCCGGCGACGGGGGAGCCAUGAUCGACGAGAUCGACGCUGAGGCCCACCAGAAACAGAUCGUCAGCAUCGUGCACCGCGCCGCGUUCCUGAGGGAGCUCCUCGCGGAUGUCCCGCCGGCUCGGAUGCACGAAUCCAAGAGGCUCGAGAGGGUCACCCGCGGCGAGGAGGGCCCCCCUGGCGAGGCAGCGCCCAUGACGCUGCACUUCGCCGACGGUUCCACGCACGAGUGUGACGUCCUCGUCGGCGCGGACGGCAUCCACAGCACUGUGCGCCGGAUCGUCCUCGGCCACGACGACCCGGCCGUGCGUCCGCGGAACACAGGGUGGUGGGCCAUCAUGGGCCUGAGGCCCCUUGCCGCGGCGCAGGCGAGCCUCGGGGAGGGCCUCGUGGGCGUGGAUGACCCGCGGCAUUAUGGCUGGACCGGCGAGGGCGCGUAUCUCAUGCACGACGCGCUCAGCGACGGGCAGCUCGUGCAGCUCGUCGCCUGCGGCAUGGACGAGGACGCCCGCGGCUCCGGCCGGUGGCAGACCACGCUGAGCGCGGAUGAGAUCCGCGAGCGGUUCCGGGGUUGGCCGGUGCGUCUCAGGAAUUCCGUUGAGAAGCUGCUCUGCGACGAGCCGGAGCAACCGGCACGCUACCUGUGGGAGCACCCGCCAGCCCGCACGUACGUCUCCGGCCCCAUCGCCGUCAUGGGCGACGCCGCGCACGCCACCACGCCCUGGCAAGGCUCGGGGGCGGGCAUGGCGAUCGAAGACAGCCUUGUCCUGUCUACUCUUCUCGGCCGGGCGGAGACUGCGGCUCAGGCCUCGCUGGCCCUCGAGGUGUACGACCAGGUCCGCCGGCCUCGCACGCAACGAGUUGUCGAGUCGAGAAGGGGGACGGGUAUUAUGCGGACUGGGUUGGACAGGGAAGUGGGUCUUGAUCUCCUGAAGUUCCGGAAGAGGUUACUUUCCAGGUGGGACUUUAUUAUAGAUUUUGACAACAAGCAGCAUUGUGCGGAUGCAUUGGCAGUUAUGGAGAGGCUUCUCGGGGCAAGGCAAUAA